Messenger RNA from Vigna radiata var. radiata (mung bean), 1341 nucleotides. RefSeq lists its product as uncharacterized. Lineage: Eukaryota; Viridiplantae; Streptophyta; Magnoliopsida; Fabales; Fabaceae. The transcript is spliced from 8 exons. Gene Ontology annotation, molecular function: cysteine-type peptidase activity. Gene Ontology annotation, biological process: proteolysis. Bases 1 to 1341 code for a protein of 446 amino acids. The record is from RefSeq and is a predicted model, not a curated record.
AUGCCUGAAAUUAUUGCGGCUUUUGAUAUGUUUGAAGGAGGAACAGAUUUAGGAACACAGCCGAAACGAGCGAGACCUGACGAGUUAGAUGACGAUACCUCGGAUGACGGCACGUUUGAAGGAAAUUUGGAUGAGAGAUUGAAGAAAAAUACUAAAGAAUUGAUAGCCUUGAAUUCAAGGCUUGCUUCUUUGACGAAGGAGUUAUUUGAAAUACGUCAAAGGCAAANUUGUAAGGAAGAUGUUUGUAAUGAAGAAUUUGUUGGUGGAUGUGAUGAAGAAGCAGUGGGUGGAGUUCCUGAAGAAGUCUUUGAUGAAGAAGUUNUUGGUGGAGGUGAUGAAGAACGAAUGGGUGGAGUUGCCGAAGAAGUCUUAAAUGAAGAAGGGGUUGUUGGAGGUAAUGAUGAAGUUUUUGGUGGCGGAUUGCAAGGAGACCUCACAGCUGCCUUUGAUGAAGAAGUUGUACGGGAUGUAGGAGGUGGAAAUCAUGUUCUUGACCUUAUUGAAAUUAAUGAUGAUGGAGAAGCGGAGGCACCAAAAGCAUUGGUUGUCGCCCCUCUGCGUAGUAUUGUUGGUGAUCCUAGGUCUACCAUCAAUAUUGACCAACUGUACGUCGCUGUCAGCGUUAGAGAUAGAGCGUAUAGGCAGACACUGAGCACAACAUCUAUUAACACCUUAGGUCCUUAUAAAUACGUUGAUAACAUGUUGGUUCUAUUUGCAACCACCAUAUUUAUGCACUACGAGAAAAGGAGGACCGGGAUUGUGAAGAGGAUCCUUUUCAGUUCUUUAUAUGCGGACCUUAUAAUCAGUGAUUAUUUGAAAAAGGAUAAAAAUCGACGUGUUUUCAGUCUUCACAAUUACAGCAGCUGUUUGCGUGCCGAAUACUUUGGCCUUCAAGACAUUGCAACAGCUGACUUUUUGUUUCUUCCAUUUUGCCAUGACAAUCAUUGGUGGUGCUACGUAGUCAAACUAAGCACAUUAGAGAUAUAUGUUCUGGACUCUCUGCUGAAGGCUGUAAGAAACCGGAAAAAGAUAGACAGUCAUGUGGGUGAAAACCUUGCUCGAUUUUUUUGCUUGUUGUACAACAGACCGGAAGGCAGUAUUGGACCUCUGUCUGUUGUACAAGCAAACAUCUCUUCCCAACCAAACCUGCAUGACUGUGGAGUUAUAAUGUUGCAAGCAAUGCAAAUUUGGGAUGGUUCGAAUAAAUUCAAUGGGAAAAGCAUCCCCAAUUACUCUAAUGAGGAAUUGCUUGCAAUAAGAAAGCAAUACGUUUAUGAUUGGAUCUUGGAUAACGACAACAUAAGAAUACUUGAUGCGCUGGAGGUGUACGGAUUGUUGUAG